This is a messenger RNA of Phlebotomus papatasi, 1918 nucleotides long. RefSeq names its product protein DENND6A. NCBI's taxonomy places the organism in Eukaryota, Metazoa, Arthropoda, Insecta, Diptera, Psychodidae. Bases 139 to 1779 code for a protein of 546 amino acids. The transcript has a single exon. The record is from RefSeq and is a predicted model, not a curated record. Gene Ontology annotation, cellular component: recycling endosome. Gene Ontology annotation, molecular function: guanyl-nucleotide exchange factor activity.
GAGCCGCAAUGGUUCCCUAUGACAUUUUACACGCUGCCCGCUGAUUGAGAAGUUCAGUAAUUGAGCUUCAGUGUGAGAUUUUGUGUUUUGACGUGCUUGGUGAAUCUCCAGCCAAAAAGGAGAAGAUUAUGCUGAACCAUGGCAACUGGCGAAUGCAUCAUCGAUUGGGGGAGAUUCAGCGAAUGGAUUCACAGUUUUUGCAUCGUGACAUUUGAUUUGGAAUUGGGCCAAGCCCUGGAACUCAUCUAUCCACCUCAUGUGACACUGUCAGAGCGCGAACGCACCAAUAUCUGCUACCUCGCCUUCCCCGACAGCAAUUCCGGAUGUAUGGGGGACACUGAGUACCAUGUGAGAUUGCGAUGUGCUCCAGAUGGGGCUCCACCUAAUCAUUUGACACCCAACCAUGUCAAUUACAAUCGUCACACCACCGAUGCCCAUCGUGCUGAUCCCGGGCAUCUCUGGGGCUUUGUCUACUUCCGACAGACACGGGCACCCCAUCUGCCCCGCGGCUACUUCCAGAAGAGCUUCGUACUGCUGUCUCGUCUGCCAUUUGUCUCCCUCUUCACCCGGAUUGCCCAUCACAUGGCUCCAAUGGUAUUUGAGGCCACAGACAGUGAAGUUGUGCUCAAAGAGGCUGCCUCUGCAGUGGCGAAAUGGCCUCCACUAGCACAGGGACCCGUUGUACUUCCCCUGCUGGCCAGGAAAUUCUCAGCUUGCAUCGGAGAUGGAGACAAUGACACUCAGGAUGAAUCUUGUGAGAGAAUUACUUCACUUCACGAACCAGAUACUCUUCAUGGCCUCCUUAGUCUCCUGCCACACGUUCAACUGCUUUGGGAGCUUGUACUCACGGGCGAGCCAAUUGUGGUGAUGGCCUCAUCCCCAGCGGACUCCUGCCAUCUGGUACACUGUCUCAUAUCAAUGAUAGCUCCAUUGACAUACAGCGGUGAGGCUAGACCCUAUUUCACCAUCCACGAUAGUGAAUUCCGGGAGUUCACGACAAAGUCCAAUGGGGCUCCGGGAGUCAUUUUAGGCGUCACAAAUCCAUUCUUCAGCAAAACCUUGCAACAUUGGCCACAUACAAUUCGUCUCACGGAUGCCCAUGGACCAUCGGGGGGAGCUACCCUACCACGAGUAAAAUCAACAGGACGCCUUCUUGAAGCCACACCAGGUGUCUACACUCACUACCGUGCCCAUCUCCAGCAGGAACGAUCGCUGGUGCGUCAGGUGAUGGGCAGAACGGGACGCCCUAUGCCUAUUCAGUCAGCUAUGCUAAAACGGCAUCUGCUGGAGCUGACGCAGAGCUUCAUGAUCCCGCUGGAGAGGUACAUGGGUAGCCUGAUGCCUCUGAUGCGUGAUGUAUCACCCUUUGGGGCACCACCGACACCACAUCACUUCAAACAAGAAGACUUCCUGGCCACACUUCCGCAGGCAGGACCACAACUUACUACGAGUCUCCGGGGGGAUUGGGAGGGACUGUACAGACGAUUCUUCCGCUCUGGGAAUUUCCGGACAUGGCAUGAACAGCGCCAUACCCAACUUACACAUGCCCUACAUGCCCUCCAUCUACAGGCUCUCGCCAGUGUGGACCUGAGUGCAUGGAUGGUGGGGAAGCAUGAGGUAGAAGUGGUGGAUAUGGUGCUGAAAUUGAGGCAUAAGAUUGCCAGCUGCACAGAUGGCGAUGAUGGAACUCGUGGGCAACUAGAACGUCAUCUUCGGGACAUUGAACAGAGAUUGCCUGAGGAUCUGCGAUUGCUACUAAAAUCCAAUUCGCCCACUUGAUGCCAGCGUACCGUCAAAUGUGCCUUCACCAAUCUCCCCCUAGCUCAAUCUCAUACCCCUGCCCUUGGACUCCAUCGAAUAUCCCAUUUUUUUGUACAAAAAACAACACAUACUCAAAUACACACGUUUUCUACCGAAA